Messenger RNA from Xiphias gladius (swordfish), 2575 nucleotides. RefSeq names its product SRY-box transcription factor 11b (gene sox11b). The transcript has a single exon. Gene Ontology annotation, biological process: positive regulation of transcription by RNA polymerase II; anatomical structure morphogenesis; negative regulation of transcription by RNA polymerase II. Gene Ontology annotation, molecular function: RNA polymerase II cis-regulatory region sequence-specific DNA binding; DNA-binding transcription activator activity, RNA polymerase II-specific. The record is from RefSeq and is a predicted model, not a curated record. Lineage: Eukaryota; Metazoa; Chordata; Actinopteri; Istiophoriformes; Xiphiidae. The coding region runs from base 186 to 1406 and encodes 406 amino acids.
AUCAGCCGGUUAAUAAGACGCCGGCUUGGAAGUUUAACCGUAGUGAGCGAUGCGGUCGGACUGAGCAGCGAGCGCGGCCGAAAAAGAAGCGAGAAGCCGAGGAGUCAGUCAGACAAAGUCGCGAAAGUGUCUCCGGUGGGUUCGCUCCAGUCCGUCGCGGUUAGUUUGAAGCAUCAGCUCGGACUAUGGUUCAGCACACGGAGCAUGGCGGGACGGGGAUUAACAGCGGGUCCCGCGAGGCGACCGACCCGGAGGAGAGCGAGCUGCUGGCGGGCUCGGCGGGCAGCCCCGUGCCGCUGAAGCCGGACUGGUGUAAAACGGCGUCGGGCCACAUUAAACGACCCAUGAACGCGUUCAUGGUGUGGUCCAAAAUCGAGAGGAGGAAGAUUAUGGAGCAGUCACCGGACAUGCACAACGCGGAGAUCUCCAAGCGGCUCGGGAAGCGGUGGAAAAUGUUAAAAGACACCGAAAAGAUCCCGUUCAUCCGGGAGGCGGAGCGGCUCCGGCUGAAGCACAUGGCCGACUACCCGGACUACAAGUACCGGCCCAAGAAGAAGCCCAAGACGGAGGGCUGCGCGUUUCCUGCGGGGAAGCCAGCCGCUCAGUCCCCGGAGAAAACCGCCGUCAGACCCGUUAAUAAAAACCCCGCCGCCGCCAAGAAAUUCUCCAAGUUGAAAACCAGCAAGCCGCCGGUCGGUCCCGGCAGAGCGAGCAGCCACCUCCCGCAACACCAGCACCACCAGCACCCGGACCCCCGGUACCGGUACGUUUUGACCACCAGCUUUAAAACCAGCAAGCUCGUUAAACGGGAGUUUACCGACGAUGAGGAGGAGGAGGAGGAGGAGGACGACGACGACGACGAUGAAGACGACUCCGAGGAGGAGCGGGAGCUUAAGGCGGAGGAGGAGGACGAGCCGUCCCGGUACAGCCUCGCCAAGGUUCCGGCCGGCCUGAGCCUGAGCUCCCCCGCCGCCGAGCCGGAGGCGACCAGCAUGUACGAGUCGUCCGGUCGGCUCUUCUACAGCUUCAAGAACAUCACCCGGCAGGGCACCAGCACCUCCUCCUACCCGGCCUCCCUUUCACCCGCAUCCUCGUCCCGGUCCGGCUCCACCUCCUCCUCCUGCUGCGGGGAGGACCUGGACGAUCUCCCCUCGGAGGGGAGCGACUUCACCUUGAGCCUCCUGGCCGGCUUCCACGCCUCCUCCGAGCCGUGGAACUCGUCUUCCAGCUCGGCCCCCGGGAACCUGAGCCUGUCCCUGGUGGAUAAAGACUUGGACUCGUGCAGCAGCGAGGGCAGCCUCGGAUCCCACUUCGAGUUCCCCGAUUAUUGCACCCCGGAGCUCAGCGAGAUGAUCGCCGGGGACUGGCUGGAGGCCAACUUCUCGGACCUGGUGUUCACGUAUUGAUCCCCCGGAGGGGAUGCCAAUACCACACCUGGCCAGGGAAGGGGACUGCCGUCUUUCAUCCGCCUCAUCUUCCCCGGAGCCGGUUCUGGAGGUCGGGUUUGUGGAGCUCCAGAGCCAGUCAGGGACCGGGGGGAUGUGGCUGCCGGGGCCCGAAUGGCUUUGGGGGGAUCCCCGGACUGGACACACACUGCGGUACUUCUGCAAAAAACGAAUGAAAUGAAAUCACCUCAACAGGGUUUUAUGGAUUUUGCGUUCAGUUGCUCGAGUCUGAACCAGGACCCGAACUAUGCGUCCCCGUCCACACCCCAAAAUGACUCCAAUUAACACUAAGAUCAGGAUUUAAACGCUUUCUUUUUCUUCCCUUUCAUUCCCAGCAGCAGGACUCCGAGGACUGCAUUAUGUGACUCUUUAGAGUUUCCCACACCGUGGUCCUCCUUUUUAUUUUGUACUGUGGGGGUCUCCAGCUCCCCGCAGGGGUGGGAAAUGUCAUUAAAUGUUGAGUUUAAAAACCCAAACCGACCACAGGUAUGGCAGGAAACAUUUUUUGAUAUCUACAUAACCAAACAUACCUCAUCUUUUUAAAAAAAAUUAUCAAGAAGUAAAACUAUUUUCUGGCAUAUUUUUGUACAGUCAAAGGGAAUGUCGCAGGUUUAUUCAGGCACUUCUUCUUCUUCUUCUACCACUUUUCAUUCAGACUGUUUAUUAUUAUUAUUAUUAUUAUUAUCUGUUACUGAGCAUGUGAGGGUUCAGAUCCCAGCCAGCCUGCCUUGCUUUAAUGCCUUGCAGUUGUUUUAAACGAGUGUACAGACAGGGAGUCCGACCUUUAGGGUCAACGUUGGACUGUUUGGGAGACGUGGUACCAGAUCCAGGAUUGUAUAUGUUGUGUAAAAUAGUUAAAAGUUUAGGAGUUUAUGUAUAUUGGUGUGAGUGAGUCCCUGAUAGCAGGAGAGAAACUGGAUUUUCUGUUAAUUUUUUAUAUCAUCAAACGGCACAUAUUUGUUUCUUGCUCAUUAUUUUUGUGCAAUAUAAAAAGAAAAGAGGAAAAAAAAUAAAAUAAAGGAGCAUCCCGUGUUUUUUGUAGCAGAGGGGGAAACUGCAUCAACGUGUCCUUCAUGAUGAAGUCUGUAUGUCCACAACUGAAUAAAUCAGCUGGAACUGAGUCAGGUCAA